GUACAUACAAGGGAGCGAAGUUUGUUAGACUGCAGUUUCGGCUGUUGUAAAUAAAGAAAAUUAGGUUUGACCGUAUUUUGUUAUAAUUGUCAGCUGAAAAAAUGUUCCAAAAUAUUUUGUGUGAUAUUGUAGCUGUGUAUUAAUGUACUGGAAAUAAAUAUUUUACAUGAUUACUUUUGCUACUGAAAUUCCCGUGUAGUAAUCUCAAAGAAGGAAAAAUGAAAGUUUACGUCAAAAUGUUGCAAGGACCAGAAUGCACGUUGGAGGUUGAAAAAUCUGAUACAAUCACCAGUUUGAAAGAACAGUUGAAGAAACUUUUGAAGAUACCUGUAGAGCAUCAGAGACUGUUGCUUGUUGGACGACCUCUAUCUGAUACAAAGCGUGUUGGUGACUAUGCCAUCAGAGACGAGAGCAAGCUUCACUUAGUGGUGAUGAAAGAACCGUCGCAUGCUGUGUUAAGGGACCGAGUGCAUAUACUCCUGACAAAUUUCUACUCUGAAAGUGACUCUGCAAAAGUAACUGACAUUUUUAUGGAAAAAUGCACAAAUUCAAUUGCAAACUUGAGUCUUGAUGACUUGGAAAGGUUAGCAACAUCUUAUUUACAACAAGAGAAGAAAAAUAAUUGAAGUUUUAAACUUUGGCAAUUAUGUGCUGUUAUGAUAAUGUUAAUGCAUAAUUGCUUAGAAUUAUGUACAUCAUUUUUAUUUUGAGCAUUUGUUCUAGAGAUUAUUAAUAAUUUUUAAAUUUUUUCUUCUGAAAACUGAUUGUCUUUUGAUUUGCGAGGCUGUUAAUUUGUUCCUGAGUUAUGUAAAUAUUAGCAUGUUAUUUUAGAUACUAAAUUUAUUUGUCAAUGAUUGAAGUUUAGUUAUUUAUGUUCUUUGCAUUGAGAUUAUUAGAAACAUUAAAAUAAUAGAACAUAAACUGGUUGUCGUAAAAAUUUUUGUGUCGUUUACCAUUGCAUUGAUUAAGUAUUAAUGAAGGUAUUCAAAUUGAAUAGCAAUACACUGUUCAUCGUGUGUAGAACUAUAUUUUUUCUUAUGCUGGAACCACAAAACUUCGACAACAAUGACACAGCAAAAAAUAAGCAGCAAAAAAAAAAAUUAAGUUCAUAAUGACAGCCAGAUGAAAACUCGGGCCUGACAGAAACAUAUCAUGUCGAUUGCAACACAUGAAAUUUCAAACUAAAAUAAUUCCCUUAGAGCAGCUUCAAAUUUUACAUGACUUAAUGAGAACUUAACCAUCUUCCCACAUAUAUUAUUCUUUCGUUUCAUUUAUUUUGUUGUACAAUCUAAUUUUUUAAAAUGGUAUUUAAUGCGGAAAUAUAUUGAGCCACAUUGUGUAAACUGUAUUUAUUCACUCGUGUAGAAAUAUAUUAUAUAUUUCUUAAAUCAACACUUUUUUUAUUCACAGUCCACAUGUUUGUAUUACAAAUUUAUGUAUUGCAGUUUUUCUCUUUAUACUUUUUGGAAAUAUAAAGCAAGUUCAUAUUUGGUAAUAAUUUUUAGUAUAGGUAGUCAUUUUAGUGUGUUUUUAUUAGUUCUAUUGUAUGUUGUGUAUUAUCAUCAGAAAGCUAAAUAAACUUAAUUGAUCUGCUGUAGUGGAACUGCAGAUGACUAUAAACCAGACGGUGACAGAAACUGUUGUGGCAUUUUGAACAUACAGGCAACCUCGAGUUGAAAGUCUUAAAAUGAUGAAAAAUGAUCGACAGCAAAUGAGAAGCAAGGUUGUGAAGUCAGCCCAACAAAAUUUUAAUUUUGAUAGCCUGGUAUGAAUUUGAUCUCUUUCUAAUUUUGUGUCUGGCACUGUGACAAAAAUUUAUUCUCAACAAAACAAAUCCUUUAUUAUAUUUAGCUAUGUUCACCAAUACCGCUAUACAGUAAAUAUCCUAAACUAUUUUACGGGCAAUUUAUGUGUAUAAAUAUGUUUAUACUACGUGGUUGUAAGGCACCUAAGGCGCCCAUUGAAAAAUGAUUAAUAUAACAAGCACAUUAAUUUAAUAACUAAGGCUUAUGUAGCUGUAUUUCAAAUUACUCUAUAGUUACACUUCAUUUUUUUAUUUUAUACACAUCUCUAUAGAGUAGGCUAAUAUUUGUGCUUUAUGGUACGCUUGUC
Molecule: messenger RNA, 2112 nt
Organism: Bacillus rossius redtenbacheri
Lineage: Eukaryota; Metazoa; Arthropoda; Insecta; Phasmatodea; Bacillidae
Product: ubiquitin-like protein 4A
Exons: 3
Coding region: 219-626 (135 amino acids)
Biological process (GO): tail-anchored membrane protein insertion into ER membrane; post-translational protein targeting to endoplasmic reticulum membrane
Cellular component (GO): BAT3 complex
Molecular function (GO): protein-folding chaperone binding
Source: RefSeq, a predicted model, not a curated record